UACUAGAACGUAGCUACAUAAAAUGUCAGCUUUUACAUUGGAAAACGAGGCUUUUUCUGGGUUAGUUUUCUACGGCGGGUUAUGCCUUGCAAAGACAGCAGCAAUGUCCAUGGUUACUGCAUACCAUCGCAUCACCAAAGGAGCAAUGCCAACGGAAGAAGACACGAGGAUGAUGACCAAAGAUCCGGAAAAGAUGAAGAAAAUGUUGGUUCCAAAUGAUGAUGUUGAAAGGUCACGAAAGGCGCAUCUGAACGACUUGGAAAACGUCGUACCGUUUGUUCUACUUGGUUUACUCUACGUAUCUACGAACCCACCGGCAGAUUCUGCUAUUUUACAUUUCAAGAUCUUUUUCUGGGCUCGUGUUUUGCACUCAGUGGCUUACAUAUGCAAGCUUCGGUCGCCGUCCAGGGGUGUAGGUUUCUUUUUGGGAUUUGCAACAACUAUCUCCAUGUUGUACCGCACCAUCUCUGCUGUUUAUUAAACUGAAAGCUCUCUUACACGUCCGAACCAUGUUAUCGUGUUUAAUUAAAGCAAAACAGCAAUUUUGACACAUAUAAAAAGGGUGCAAUUUUUACACCAAAAAAAAGAACAAAUAAGAAAUGUGCAGUUUUUACACAAUGUUGUGCUACGAAAAAUUAAGAAGGUAUUUAGUGUAGAAAUGCAUCCAUAUGUUAUUGUCGUGCGAACAAUUAUUAAAUACAAUAUCACAUAGAAAA
Ciona intestinalis (vase tunicate) is the source of this 716-nucleotide messenger RNA. RefSeq names its product microsomal glutathione S-transferase 1-like. NCBI's taxonomy places the organism in Eukaryota, Metazoa, Chordata, Ascidiacea, Phlebobranchia, Cionidae. Gene Ontology annotation, cellular component: membrane. The record is from RefSeq and is a predicted model, not a curated record.